GACGCGCCGCCGUCGCUAGGGUUCUUCUUGGUGUCGAUCGUCUAUCGUCUUCUUCCACCUCUGGUUCUCAGAUUCUUUUGUUUCGUUCCGUUGAAUAGGAUGAGAGGCAGAAGCUACAGUUGCAGUCCGUCACCACCAAGGGGUUAUGAGAGAAGAGGACGUAGUCCGAGCCCUAGAGGUCGCUAUGGUGGGCGUGGUAGAGAUCUCCCAACCAGCCUUCUAGUUAGGAAUCUUCGCCGUGACUGCAGACCUGAGGACCUCCGUAGGCAGUUUGGGCAAUUUGGUCCACUGAAGGAUAUCUAUCUGCCGCGUGAUUAUUACACUGGAGAGCCACGAGGGUUUGGGUUUGUCCAAUAUGUCGAUCCGGCUGAUGCAGCUGACGCUAAGUAUCACAUGGACAGGCAAGUUCUUCUUGGCAGAGAAUUAACCGUCGUAUUUGCAGAGGAGAACAGAAAAAAGCCUUUGGAGAUGAGGGCAAGACAAAGAAGGGGUCGUGAUCAUCGAAGAUCACCUCGACACCCGCGGUCUCCUCGCUAUUCCCGCUCCCGAUCUCGCUCACCGCAAUGUUCUCGUCCAGCACGUGGUAGAUCCCGCUCUCAGAGCCAUAGUUAUGAUUCUCCUUCGCCAAAUCACAGGCAUCACUCAAGGUCUGUUUCACCCCGCAAUGGAAAGCCGAACCGGGAGAGGUCAUAUUCCCACUCACCUCCAGGCAGCAGAUCACGAAGUAGGAGUCCUGGAGAUUUACCGGAGUAAGCCAUCGCCCAGAGAAAGGUCUCUUUUGGAGCUACUAGUCAAGCAGAUCGAGUAGUAUGUGCGGUGUUACUGGCAGCAUAGUUUAGUUACAACUGGUAGAUGGACACCUGCUGUGGCGAACAGCACUUGGAUUGUUUCCUUAGCUGAAUGUUGCGGACCUGAUUGAAGUUUAGUGGACUCGCUACAAUCGUUGGUAGUGUGGGUUUGAACAUUUGAUGCAUCCCUCCAAUUAGAUUGAAUUUACAAGUGUUUUGCUUUUCCUGUUUCACAUUCUUGUCUUGCACGCAAUUUUGCGUUAAUAUAUGUUUUUGACUCAC
Musa acuminata subsp. malaccensis (wild Malaysian banana) is the source of this 1070-nucleotide messenger RNA. RefSeq names its product serine/arginine-rich SC35-like splicing factor SCL33. Gene Ontology annotation, molecular function: RNA binding. Gene Ontology annotation, biological process: mRNA splicing, via spliceosome. Gene Ontology annotation, cellular component: cytoplasm; nuclear speck. Lineage: Eukaryota; Viridiplantae; Streptophyta; Magnoliopsida; Zingiberales; Musaceae. The record is from RefSeq and is a predicted model, not a curated record.